Molecule: messenger RNA, 2745 nt
Organism: Polistes dominula (European paper wasp)
Lineage: Eukaryota; Metazoa; Arthropoda; Insecta; Hymenoptera; Vespidae
Gene: Eogt
Product: EGF-domain O-GlcNAc transferase
Cellular component (GO): endoplasmic reticulum lumen
Molecular function (GO): protein O-acetylglucosaminyltransferase activity
Source: RefSeq, a predicted model, not a curated record
AAGUUUCUCGUCUGGAAACACAAAGAAAGUAGUGUCACGGAUCGACAAUUCAAACGAGUUGUAACAAAACCGUGAGAAUGUCUUUGCCGUGAAGCAUAUUCCUAGUGAUUUUCUAAACUAAUAAAGUUUUAAACAAAAUUAAAGUAUUUUUAAAUAAAUCUAAUACAAAUAUCGAGAAAAAAUAAAACAUAAAAAAGAACAGAAUUAUUUUAAAUCGAUCAGAAUACUUGUAAUGUACAAGGUGCCAUAUUCGUGAAGGAACACUACUGGAGACAGCUGAUCCUGUGCAAGGCAAGAAAAAUCAGAUGCAUCAGAGUGUCUUUUGUCAUUGUUGUAAAAAAAUGAACGUUCGUAACCAAGUAGAUUUCAUUUGAAAGAAUUAAUGAGUUUAAAUUUCAUAAACCACUAUCUUUUGUUUCUCGACGGUUUUCCUGUACUGAAUAAAUAUACACUUGUCGCAUAAUUCUACGUUAUCAACCGAGUUCGCGUGGGAGAUGCGCAUGGUAAGGUUAGUCGGUGAGAAUCACUUGUUCGAAAAAUAAAAAGCAAAAGAUUUCUUCCUACUGUAUGCCUUCUUCUUCUUUUUCUUCUUCUCAAGAGAUUUUCAAGGAUAACCGGUAUCGUAUUCUGUAACGGAUGAUGUAAGCCCGCACCUUUUGUCUUUCUUCUCUAGCCAUUAGAAAUCUCAACGCGUCUUCUGCUUCUUCAACGUUUAUUCGUUGUUAUUGUCAGUUGUCGUACUGUGUCGUGUCGUGUGGUGUCGGGUAGUGUCGUGUAUUGUCGUGCAUGCGGCGUAAAUGUGAACGCGCGCACGUGCGUUUACGUAUGUAUUAAACAUACACGUGUACGUAUAUGUUAUAAGUGUGUAUGUAGUGACUGAAUGGUGUGGGUGAACUCGCCGGACACCCACUUACACAGGUGGCUUCCUUUUUCAUUCACACCGCGCGGCUUCGUGCAAAGACGGUAGUGUAGAAAAGUCCUCUUGAGAAGGAUUUCUUUCUUACUUAAACAGCAGUAGUAGGUGGGUAGGUGCCACACGAUGACGCCAACGACGUAUAUAAUAUUUUCAUCCUAUCAAAAUUUAAUCAUUUUUUUAUUCCUCGUUGCUUUAACAAAUGCCAAUUAUACUGAUAUUAAUUUACCGGCGAGUCAUAUGAAGUAUUACUUUCAUUCUUUUCCCACGGUGGCCGAAAAAUGCCGAAACGAUACGUCCUGUCCGUAUAAGGACAGUUUGAAUACCAAAGCAUGUUGGGGCUACGAGACAGAAUGUAAAGAAGAAAAUUCAUUUUCCGUACCCUACUGUCCUGGUGAUCACAAAGGAUGGGUCGCAACGAAAAGAGCACAAUUAGACACGUUUUAUGCGCAAGGUGAUUUUGGCUACGUACGAGAUCAAAGAAUAGAAAUGAUGAUGCUGUGUGAGCCACUUUUUGCCGACGACUCAUCAUUGGAAUGCUCUCAACAUAUGAGAUUUUGUAGAGCUAGGAACGUUCUAUUAAAUUUCACGGAUCUUUUGUAUAGAAAGGAACCCAUAAGAUACAAAAUGGAUGUUUUGAAAGAAGGACAAAUCGGUGGUUAUUGCACGCUGAACGAAAAGAAGCUUCAAGACAACGCAGAUCACAUCAGCCCACUACAAUCCUGGGGACCAGAGUUACGAAACUUUCGUAGAUUUCAUCGACGUCCGAUCGUAGAAGGCGAUUGUGAUAUCGUUAUAGAAAAACCUACGUACAUAAUGAAAAUAGAUGCCAUAGUUAACAUGUAUCAUCAUUUUUGCGACUUCUUCAAUCUGUAUGCGUCGUUGCACGUAAAUCUUUCGCAUCCGAGCGCCUUCAGUACGGACAAUCAUAUAAUGAUUUGGGAAAGUUACAGUUAUCGAUCGGCAUUUCAAGAUACGUUCGAAGCUUUCACAAGCAAUCCACUGUGGGAUCUAAAAACAUUUCGCGGUGAAAAAGUUUGCUUCCGGAAUCUUGUAUUUCCGUUAUUACCACGAAUGAUCUUUGGACUUUAUUAUAACACACCUAUCAUUUAUGGAUGUGAGAAGAGUGGUUUGUUUAAAGCUUUUGGAGAUCACGUAUUGCAUAGACUGAAGAUACCUCUACUUGGAAGAAAAAAUGAUAAGAUACGCGUAACUUUACUAAGCAGAGAUACUCAGUACAGAAAAAUAUUAAAUGAAGAUGAAUUAGUGAAAGCUUUGAAAGAAAAUGAAGAAUAUGAAGUUAGAAAGGUAAUUUAUAACAAGAAUGUAACUUUUAAAAAACAACUUCAAAUCACAAGAAAUACCGAUAUAUUCAUCGGAAUACAUGGAGCGGGAUUGACGCAUCUCUUGUUUUUACCUGAUUGGGCCGCUGUUUUUGAAAUAUAUAAUUGCGAGGAUCCUAGUUGUUAUAAAGAUCUUGCAAGAUUACGAGGUGUUAAAUAUUAUACGUGGGAAGACAAUUCUAAAUUAAUUCAACAAGACCCUGGUACACAUCCCGACGGUGGUGCUCAUGCUAAAUUUACGAAUUAUAAUUUUGAAGUUAAGGAAUUUCUACGUAUUGUUUCCUUAGCUAGUACUCAUGUGAAACACCAUAAAGCUUUUAAAGAUUUUUUAAGUAAACAUAUGACUAAAGAGGAUAACAUAGAUAGUAAAACGAAGAAUAUAAAUAAUAACUUGAACAAAACGUCUAAUAAAAAAAAAGUGUCCAAACCACAACGUCAAAGUAAUAUUCAAUUAAAGGAUGAAUUAUGACGAAUUUAGGAUAAUAAAUU